This is a messenger RNA of Thamnophis elegans (Western terrestrial garter snake), 8249 nucleotides long. It is a transcript of the gene PPP1R12B, whose product is annotated as protein phosphatase 1 regulatory subunit 12B. The record is from RefSeq and is a predicted model, not a curated record. NCBI's taxonomy places the organism in Eukaryota, Metazoa, Chordata, Lepidosauria, Squamata, Natricidae. Gene Ontology annotation, molecular function: enzyme inhibitor activity; protein kinase binding; phosphatase regulator activity. Gene Ontology annotation, biological process: signal transduction. Gene Ontology annotation, cellular component: cytoplasm; Z disc; A band.
UUGGGAAGAUGGCGGACGGGCCGUCGCGCUCUCCCGCGGGCUGGGGGCGGUCAGUGCGCUCCUAGCAUUUAGACGGACCGGGAGGCUCGGCUGUCAUUGCCGCCAUCGCCAACAUGUCUGAGCCGGGCCACUUGGGGAUAAAGCGGGCCGAAUCGGCGAGGCUGCGCCGGGCGGAACAGCUGAAGCGCUGGAAAGGCUCCUUGACCGAACUGGAGCCGGUGACUCCCGCCCGGAGCCGGCACCGAGGUGGGGGCCGUGUGCGCUUCGAGGACGGCGCCGUCUUUCUGGCUGCCUGCUCCAGCGGAGACACCGAGGAGGUGAAGCGCCUGCUGGCCCGCGGAGCCCGCCUUAACACGGCCAACGUAGACGGGCUGACGGCGCUACAUCAGGCCUGUAUAGAUGAAAACCUGGACAUGGUAAAAUUUCUGGUAGAAUAUGGAGCCAAUGUAAAUCAGCAAGAUAACGAGGGGUGGACCCCACUUCAUGCAGUUGCAUCUUGUGGCUAUCUGAACAUAGCAGAGUACUUGAUAAAUCAUGGGGCCAAUGUUGCUGCUGUGAACAGUGAAGGUGAAGUCCCAGCUGACCUUGCAGAGGAAGCAGCCAUGAAAGAUUUGCUUUUGGAACAAGUAAAGAAACAGGGGGUGGAUCUUGAUCAGGCCAGAACAGAAGAACAACAAAUGUUGCAGGAUGCCCGACAGUGGCUAAAUAGAAGGAAAAUUGAAGAGAAGAAGCACCCUCGAACAGGGGCUACUGCUCUCCAUGUAGCUGCAGCUAAAGGCUACUGUGAGGUGAUGAGACUCUUGAUCCAAGCUGGGUUUAAUGUAAAUGUUCAGGACAAUGAUGGAUGGACACCACUCCAUGCUGCUGCACACUGGGGGGUGAAAGAAGCUUGCACUAUCUUGGCUGAAGCACUCUGUGAUAUGGACAUCAGGAAUAAGCUGGGUCAAACACCAUUUGAUGUUGCUGAUGAGGGAUUGGUUGAACACUUAGAGAUGCUGCAGAAGAAACAGAAUAUGCUGCGUAGUGAAGAAUCAAACAAAUUAAUUGAAGCUGAUAUGAAUGGUAAAGUUCAAAGUGGACUUUUCAAAAACAAAGAGAAGAUUAUUUAUGAAGCAGAUACUUUGAAAUCGUUAGAGACCGAAGAAGAGAACAAGGAAUCUAGUAGUUCCAGCUCCGAGGAAGAGGAAGAAGCUGAAGAAGAUGAAGUUUCAGAGUCAGAUACUGAAAAGGAGGCAGAGAGCAAAGAAGAGUCUAUUGCAAACCAUUCCAAUCAUGAAUCCAGAAUUCUCAUCACAGAACAAAUACCACCCCCAGAACAUAACAUUUUUACUACUGCUCCUGCUCGAAAAUGUAGUUCAUUGGUCAACAAGCCUGAAGAACAAAAAGAUGAAUCACCAUCAUCAUGGAGGCUAAGCUUGCGGAAAACUAGCAGCCAAAAUGCACUUAGUGAGGACAGCAUGCCCCGUGACAAAGAGAAAGGCAGCUCCAUCUAUUACUCUUCUUCAACCCCUCGGAUAUCUGCACUAUUAGAUAACCAAGAAAAGCAGGACAAGGAUAAUAGGAUCUAUUUUGCUUCAAUAUCCCCUCGAAAAUUAAAUAAUACAGGUGACAUUGAAGAAAAAGAAAACAGAGAAUCUGCUGUUAACUUGGUACGGAGUGGUCCUUACUCUCGCCAACAAUGGAGGGAGGAACCAAAGGGGAAUGAAGCCCCUACAACUGGUGCACCUUCCACCUACAUAUCUACCUAUUUGAAAAGUGCUUCAUUUGGUAGAAGUAGUGAAAUCAGCAGUCCCUACAUUUCAGCUAAUCGCAAUGCAUGUUCUACUACCUCAUCUACUAUUAUUGAUUCAUCUACCUCAUUGGGCACAGAGUGGCAGAUUGCCCCUUGCCCAACAUCUACCAGGUUUAACACUGCACCAUCAGUUUACCAGACUACCAGAGCCCCUUACCGACAACAAAGUGACUCUACCACAGAGAAGAGCACAGAGGCCGUCUCUUCUAGCAUUCCAUUAAGUGCCAUAACAAAUCUCACUGUACCUGGAAGUUCCAAUGGUGUCACAACUACUAAUUCUAACUCACUGACUGGAACAGAGUCAUCUGCUGGUGAUGCCAGGGAUCGAAGAAGGUCCUAUCUGACACCUGUAAGGGAUGAAGAAGCAGAAUCUCUAAGGAAAGCUCGAUCUAGGCAAGCUCGUCAGACUCGCAGAUCUACCCAGGGUAUAACACUUACAGACCUGCAGGAGGCAGAGAAAACGUUUAGCCAGUCUCGUGCAGAGCGGUUUACUCAGGAACAGCCUAGUGAAAGGUCAGACCGCCUCAGAGCUAGUGAGGGAAGUGGUGGAAAACAAGAAGAUAUUACCAGAAGAGAAUCCAGGGAGAUCAACUCACCAUGGAGUAGAAACUUGGAUGAAGAGUCUUCUGGUCAUCGAUUGAGAUACCUAGCACAACAAGACAAACCUACAACUGCUGUCUCUCCUUCAUUAACUUCCAGUCUUUAUUCAAGUUCUCACAUGCCCAAAACAAGUAAAUUUACAUCUUCUGAUUCAUUAAGCUCAGCAGAUUACCAAAGCACAUCAGCUGGCAACAUGGAGAAAAAUGAAUACGAAGAUCAGGACCUGGAUGAUAGAACUUCAAACAAGCAGUCAGUAAGAGAGAGACGGAGACCAAAAGAGAGACGGAGAGGCACUGGAAUCUCUUUCUUUACAAAGGAUGAUGAAGAAAUAGAUGGUACUGAAGAAGUAAUGGAGGACAAGCAUGAAAGACUCUCCAGGCUGGAUUCAGCAAGUUCAAGCACUGGCACUAGUGACACCUAUAGCGAUCGAUCCUCAGGCCGCACCAGUGCCUAUACCAGAAGAGCCGCGCUCAGCAGCAGAACAGAAGAUGAUAGUAGCAAGGAUUAUAAAAAGCUCUAUGAGAGUGCCCUGUCUGAAAACCAGAAACUGAAAUCUAAACUGCAAGAUGCCCAGACGGAACUCGCAGAUAUUAAGUCAAAAAUGGACAAACUAGCUCAGCAGAAACAGGAGAAAACUUCAGAUCGUUCAAGUAUGCUUGAGAUGGAAAAAAGGGAAAAACGAAUCCUUGAACGGAAACUUUCUGAAAUGGAAGAAGAGAUGAAGGUUUUCACAGAGCUGAAGUCAGACAAUCAGCGGCUGAAAGAUGAGAAUGGAGCACUCAUCCGAGUCAUCAGUAAACUCUCAAAGUAGCCUAUUGGACAAAGGAUGGGCAGAAAGAGGAGAUUUCUGUGCACAAGCUGCCAACCCUGCCACCGACUUCCGAUCUUCCAGUUGAAAGAACUAUUGGCAAUUUAGCCAUGGACCAGUUGGCAACACACACAGCUCCUUGCACUUGCUGGGCAUUUUUAUUUUGCACAGUGCUUACCCCGCCCUUUUCUUCUAAAAGCAUGCCUCACCACAAGUUUAUUAUUUUUACAAUAUUGAAGUAAUUUAUUCAAAAGGACAAAGAGUGAUUGUCACUGUCUGAACUACUCAAACCAUCUGCUGUAAACCCAAUAUGCAUCCAAACUUAAUCUGAUUUAAAGAAGUAUCUACUGUAAUAAGUGAUAUAGAAGUGACUAUGAUGUCGAUCAAACAUGUCUUAAGAUACUGUCAUGGAAUAGGAAUGGGGAAUGAAAUGGAAUUACUCUUCCUUCUGGAAUUUGGGAGUAUGGAGUCUGUGAAAAACUUGUUGGCUUAUUUCUUUGGGAGUCUCAUAAUGUGUCUUGCCCUGGAAAUGCAUAUUCUACAUAUCUCUCAGUACUUGACUGAUUUAUUUAAUGUUAGAUUUGAAAUCAGUUUCAUAUUGGGGCCCAAUAAUUGUUUUUUCCUUUCCAUCUUUCCUCAAGAUGUUUCCUCCUGGUGUUUUCUCUAGAACUGUUUAAUAGAUGAUUACACCUUAUAGCUCUCACAUUUUUAGCAUUCUUUUUUCCCCAAUAAUUCUGAUGGAAGGACAUCCAACAUCAAAAAUUGCUUAGGGUAGAUUUCCACUUGCAGGAUGUAUCUCUGCACAAGAUAUCAACAUAUCUUUUUAUAAGCAAAAUGAUUCAUUUACCACUGAAAUAAUAACAUUGCACAAAAUCAGAGCAAAUAAGUUGGAUUUAAGACAAUGUUCAUUAGGUGCAAAGCUGAAAACACAAAAGCAUUCUCAGAGUUUAACAUGGAAGAAGGCUGGUGGUUUGAGCUGCUUAGUCCUGUGAAAAAUGCUGUCUCAAGUCUUGGUGGAAAACCUUGAUAAAAAUUAUACUACUAAUGUUUGAGACGUUUAAUGCAAUGUUUAAUUUGCACAGUUGUUAGCAAAAAUGCACUUGUCUUUAAUAUCAAUAGUAAGAUCAGUAGCAUUCAUGCCCUGGUUUUUGGUCACGCUGGAAAUAAAAUGCAUUAACUUUCAUAGAUUCUCAGAAUACUAACGUCUUCAGAGCCUGUGCUUCUCUGGUUAUAACAAUGAGAUUUCACUUGCAGCACUUAAUAUAUUUUUUCAAAUCCUGACCACUGCUUUUCUUUUCUCUUUUCCUUUGUAUUCCAAAGCAUGAUAUCACAUUUUGAAGCUAUACUUUUUGGUCUGGUUAUAGUCAGCUUUCACAAUUGAUUAGAACAGAGUCUUGGGGAUUUAAGAAAAGCAGCUUAUACAUAGAUACAAGUGAGCAGUAGUACUUCAGAUCUUUUUGCCAUCAUUGCUCAAUGGUGAACACAAUAUGGCUUUUUAAAAAUCUAUUGUGGACUACUAUAAAAAAGAAGUGACUGGUCUUUUCUCUUUCAUCUUUUUGUUCUGAAUUCUCGUGUAAUUUUCUUACUUUUAUUGGCUGCAAAGAAAUGCAGAAUUCUGUUAAGAGCCAGGAGUUGCCAUCUGUGAGCUGACUUAUUCAGAUAUUGGUUGUCUGGUGUAGUAAUCAGUGCAUUCACAAUACUUAGAGCUUUCUAGUUUAGCUCUGAGGCUCUCAGCAACCCUUUAGUUUCCUCUGUCCCCCUUUUGGGGAACUUUGGAUAUUGUCCAGAUUUCAAGGUGUAGCUAACAAUUAUAUGUGAAAGUUAAGUACAUGUUGACAUUGUAAUGAAUUUUAUUCAUGAUAUUGCUUUUGCACUGCCUAACCUAUUUCAGCCCCAUAGAGGAUUACAGAGAGGUAUGAACAAAAGAUUUUUAGUUGGUCCUGUCAAACUCUACCAUAAACAGUCAUGGAAAUGAAAAAAGAAUCAUUCCGUAAGAGGUCCUGCAUAGUACUACUGUUAUUUUAUGUCUGGAAUAUAGUAACUUAAAUCAAUCCUAAUUUUAAUAUCCAGAAAUCUAAGGACAAAUAUAAAAAGGCCUACUAUGAAGAAUUGUGCCCUAUCUAGUAAUGAGUUAGAAUUAGAAAAUUAUCAAAUUGAAUUUUGCCUAGAAUUACCUGAGCUGAUUAAUCAUGAAACAAUCCAAUAUGCUCAUCAUAAAAUGAUUGGGGGGGGGAAUGGGGUGAAAAGAGAUUAUUCCUUAGGAUGUCAUUAAGAUGAAUGGCAACAAUCAACAACAUUUAGGCCUAAAUAUUUUUUCUUCUAUUUCAAGGAUUUCAAAUCACCUUCAAACGGUUAAAUGGACCAUUUUUAUCCUGAGGUAAAGAAAAUUUAGUCCAUUUUUAAAAGCUGAAAUAUAAUGAGAUUUGUUCCUUCUCUCAAAAAAUAAUGAAAGGAAAAUGUUGAAUAGAAGUUACUUAUUUCAUCUCAAGAAUUAGUAUAUGUUUUAAAAUUUUCAUUUGAAACGGGAAGUAUUUUCAAGAAACUUUCUGAUUUAAUGAAGGGCUGAAUGUGUGGACAGGCAAAAGGCAUAUUCAUGUUUAAAUCAAAUUAUUUUAAGUUUUUUAUAUGAUCAAGUAAACUUGCCUCAAGAAUUCAGGACACCUCUUUGUUUUUAAAGGAUAUCAAGAACGAAAAUAUUACUCCCCUCACUGGUUGUUGCUCUGACCCAAUUAAGUUUAGAUUUAGAUGAAUGUUCUAUUUUAAUUGUUCAGGAAGCUAAAAUGUUCUCUGCAUAAGCUGCAAAUGAUAGAGGAGAAUGGUUGAAAGUUUAGCCUGUGACAUGAAGGCUUUCAAGCUUGUGGAUGAUAGAAGUUUUUAUUUAAAUGGGAAAUGAAUGGUUCUGUUUUGGUUCUUCUUCCUGAAAGCUUUCACCAAUGAAUUUUUCCAUAUCUAAGAUUUUAAAAAUCUUUGUGCAAGUGCUUUAAGAAGCAUAAGAAGAAGCACAAUUUUAUUCCUUGCAAAUGGGGAAGUUCCAUGGAUAUGUUUGGUAAGAAUUAAAUUUCAUAUGAAACUAAAGGUACUACAUGUUAAAAGAACUAAAUAUAGGAAAACAAACAUGAAUAGGGAAGAAAUUAGUGAUAAGUCAUUUAGUGAUAAAUUGGUUUACUUUACGAGAAGGCUGUCUUCCUAGUAAUAUGGAUAAACUGCUCAUAGAAAAUAAAAGGAUGAAGGAAAAACAGGGUACGUAGAUGCAAGAGCAAGUAUAUAUGAAUACAUUUGAAUUUAGAAAAGUUUUAGUAUUUAUUUAUUUCUGUCCAUAUUGUUUUACUGUUAAUGGAAACAAUUCAUGGAUGAAAUCUGGAUGAUCAGGGAGCAUUAGAUGAAUCUAAUUUGAUCAUUUUCCAUGCAUAUGCACUUGAUUUUUACUAUUGGAAGCUAGUGCAGAGUCAUUGAUAUAUAUCACUUUCUUUUUUUCUCUUAAGGGAUGUUUAUAUUAAUAAUUACCAUUUAAAACACUUAUUCCCAUGGAAUAAUUCAAAGUAUAAGGCUAACCAUGUUGCUGUUUGCUGAUAAAGCAUUAAAUAUAAAUUAAACACAAACCCUGGACUAUCACUGAUAUAUAAAGAUUAAUGUUUAUUAUUUCUUAGGACAAAAAUGAGAUAUCUGUGACCCUUCAAGUGUUCCUGAAAUUUCAGCAUCCCUCACCAUACAUGAUGGUUGAGACUUCUGUAAUUCAGUAACUUCAGGAGCCUUCACUCCCCCACCCCAUCCUGCUUUAGACUAAAGUUAACAUUGUCCCUAACCAAUGAUAUAAAUGUAAAGAAAAAUGUAAAGUAUAUAUCCUUUCUGGGACAUAUAAUGAAUUCCCCACCCAUAAAAAUAUUUUGUUAUUGUGAAAGCAAAAUGUAGUCCUUUGCCCCCAUUUAAACCUGAUCCAUUGGAUCAUCAAGUUCUCUUUUCAAAUUACUAGGAUGUAAAAAAGUAACCAAAACUCUCCCAAAUUGUGAAGAGUUUGAGGAAGAGUGUCCCAGUGUACAGUACAGGAAGACUUCCACAGUGUAUAUGCAGAUGUCUUCAAUAUAUCCCUUUCAAUUCUAUCUAUUCAAUUCAAUUCUAUCAGAACCUAAAAAUGAACUUGUUUUGACAGGAUUUUUUGCAAGCAAAUUGAAUGUCCAGUCACAAAGAAUGUACUUCAUCCUUGUCCACUCUAAUAUAUGCAUUUUUAUGAAGUCCCUCAGCUUUGGUACAACAGGCUUCAUUUUCCCUAUCUUUGACCUUCUAGCUCCACUCAGGCCUGCUGCCAUAUUAGCUGACCUGGGAGAGAGGCUUCUGGCUUAGGGAUAUUAAGUCUGUAUCUCAAAGGCAACUAUAUCUUUGUUUCAAGCUUUCAGUUCCCAGGGCUUUUUCUUUGAAUGGUGUGUUUCGAUCACAUUUAUUCUGUGUUUGAAAUCUUUUUGUGUGAUUCUACUAGAGGCAGCAUGUUCCAAGAAGAGUUUGUUUUUGUUUUGUUUUCUUACCAAGAUUACUUCUUAGCAAUUUACUGAUAAAUUCAUCCAUUCCCCAAGAUUCCUUUAUUUCUUGGGGCAAGUUAAACUCUGGGUGAAUAUACUUUGUAGGUUCUUGAGCUAACAGAAGGGUUAAAAUCAGCUGCAUAUCUUUCCACUCCUGACUUUUUAGUAUAUAAUAUUGAGGAAAGUCAAAAUACGUUACUGUAAAAGCUACUCCUGAAAAAAGAACAGCAUCCUACUGUUGGCUCAUUAAAUUCCCACAUGCAAAUAUUCUAAGUGUUAUCUGUUUUUAAAAAAUGUUUUACAACUCUUUGUAAAUAAUUAAUUGGAGAAAAGAGUGGCUUGUGUGUGAAGGAAAAGAAUGUAUUUUUAUGCAACUUUUUUUGAGUGGCCUUCCAAAUUUUGAGAUGAAUGCUUUUGUUUUCCUGAUUGUUACAUAGUAUUCUAAGUAUUAUAUGUUUGAAAGUUUGAGAAUAAUAUUCACAUCUAUAAUGCUUGUAAACACAACAGUAUUUAUAAAUGAAUAAAACAAAUGCUUUAA